Molecule: messenger RNA, 456 nt
Organism: Linnemannia hyalina
Lineage: Eukaryota; Fungi; Mortierellomycota; Mortierellomycetes; Mortierellales; Mortierellaceae
Source: the annotation of a GenBank genome assembly
AUGUCCACGACGACGACAACGACGUCUCGAAGCUCCUCGGUGCCCUCGGCAAGAUCUUGGUUUGCCGAUAGCAACAGUGGUGGUAGUAUCAAGAACACCAGUGUCUCCAUCGAGCCCUUACCACCAUCAUUCGUCAAGGCGAUGGAGCAGAGCGAGCCGGAGCUUCAGGCUCAGGCACAGGCUUUGGCGUUGAAGGCGGCUUUGGCUUCUGCGAACCCGAAGACUAUUGCCAAAAAGGCUAAGCGUGAGGCCGAGGCCACUGCUGCCGCACUGACAGCGGCGGCGGCGGCGGCACAAAGUCAAGGAGAGGGUCAGUCGCAGGGUGUUGUGAUGGCUGAUGCCGAUUCUUGUUCGACCGUCAGUGCUUCGAGCCUCAGUGCAUUCCGACGCUACGCUUGGGACUUGAUGUCCCUCGCGGCCCUCCCGCACUGCAUCCUCAGGCGAGCAGUGGGAUAG